AAAUAAAAAAUAAAUUAUUAUUUAUGUAUAACCCGCUAACCCAACACAACCCAACUCAUGAUCGAAUUCAUUCCGUUCGAAUUAAAUGAAAAAAAAUACGAAUUUAUAAUUUAUCUAAACUAAAAAAUAAUCGAUCGGAUUGGAUAUGAAUUUUGGUAAACCUGAGACAACUAAAUCCAUUCAGCUUAUAUCCCUCUCAAUAUAUAAAUAUAUUUAAAUAUAUUAAGUCAACAAUCUUUGUGCACUAGAGAAAAACAGUGUGUCCUUUUUCUCCUUACACACCAAAAACAAAAGAAGAGAACAAUAAAAUAAGAAUCAAACUCAACGGCGCUGCCUCCUGCCCCUCUCCAGGGCGUCGGCACACCACAACCCUUCUCUCCGGUAAGUAACCCUAAAACUAAAACCACAGUUAACUUUGCCGAGUACCAGUAUAUUAAUCUGUAGAUAUUAAGACACAUUUGCGUUACUGAUUUUUUGUGCUUUCUCAUGUUAUUGUUUCUGCUUAACCUAUUUCUUCCAACACAAAAAAUGUCUACAACAUGAAAUUGUAGCUAUAUUGAAAUUCGCCUCUCAUAUGCACUUUGAAAUUGCAUUAAUCUCAAUUUCUAUGAAAGAUGUGCAAGUAAGUGUAUUGAUGUAUCUUAAUUUUUGGUUAUGGUUAUAUUAAGAUUUUUCUUUUAUUUUCUUCAACUUUGCCCCAUAUUUCAUGUAGUAGUUAUUAGUUAACCACCAUGAUAACACCCGUAAAAAAUUUAUGAAUCAUUAGUACCAACCUGAAAUUGCAGGUGCAUCAAACAUGUAUAUCGAUACAACUAUCAAGUCACCACUUUUGGCGGUCCAAACCAAGAGUUGCAUGCAAUGUUUAUGGCUAAAUAUGAAUCUUGCUUCCCCUUUUGAUAGACUUGGAUUAGUUUUAAAUAUGUAUGCAAGGUUAUGUGAUGUGGUACUUAGUCUUAUUUUUUUAUGUAAGGUUCUGAGAUCGGUGAUAUUUGAUUAUUAGGAAGCUUGCACUAUGAUUUUAGGUUUUGAAGGCACUAAGAUUUGAUGUGUUUUUACAUUUAUUUUUAUUUGCUCUUAUGCAAACAUGGCCUAUAUUCGUACAUACAUGCAUUUGGCAUGUGCACAUGAGAUUUUGAAGCCUUAAAGAAGGAUUCUUGUUAUUGGUCUAGUUGUACAUCUCUUGUGUGUUUUAAAUGAUGAAUUUAUAAUUUUUCUUUCUUAACAACUACAAAUUGAUGGGAGUUACUUUGUUAUGCAUUCUUUGAAAGUUGAGACAACCUUCUUGACUCAAGCACACCUUAUUUUUCUCUCUCGAAGAGGAUAGUUGUAGGGUAGUUGUUUUGUUCCUUCUGAUCCCUUGAACCGCUGCCACUUUACCUUUGCCAGUUAAGUUGCUGCCACCAUCCCUUGCACUUAAAAAACUAUUCCUACAACAUCAACAUUUUCAAUAAUAUUAACGAAAUCAAGAUUUGUGAAUUUUUUAAUAAACCAAAAUUUCCAUGGAAAUUCAACAUAUUCUACCUGGGUUUUCUCCAAAAUUAUCUUCAGCGCCAUCAUUUCCAAUCUCAAAACAACUUUUCUCUUUGAAAUUCCCUUUACUUUCUUCUUCAUACCCUUCUAUUCAGUCCCAAAAUUUUGAGGUUCUGAGUGGAGCCGUUUACCCUAUGAGCAUUUCACAAAAAGACAUAUGUUCUAGUUCUAGGAGGAGAGUAUCAUGUAGCAGUAAUACUGCAGAUCCAAACAAGGGGAAUGAAGUGAGAGCUCAGGUCACAGGGAGAAGGAAAAAGCUGGCCAUGUUUGUGUAUGGCGGAGGAACUAACUUUAGAUCAAUUCAUGAAGCAUCUAAAAGGGGGUCACUUCAUGGAGACGUUGUUAUAUUGGUUACAAACAAAAUCGGUAAUGAUCCAUCUAACUACCGCUUUACUUCCAUUUUUGUGCUUCUGUUUAAUAAUAUAAGUUUUUAUGAUUUUUCUAUGAUUAUUGAGCUUAGCUACAUUCUGAUAGUAAUAGGCUUACUAUCACUAGGACUUAUGUUAGAAAGAAGUAUAUAAAUCAAAUUAAUGUCGGGGCAGAAGUUAUGUAAUAUUAGCAGGAGAUUUCUUUUAUUAUUAUUUAAUGUUGUGUGUGCAGUAACUUCUAUGUAACUGUUGUAGGAAGUUAGAAUAAUACAUAUAAGCACGAAAAUGUGUCUUAAUAUCUACAGAUUAAUAUACUGGUACUCGACAAAGUUAACUGUGGUGUUAGUUUUAGGGUUACUUACCGGAGAGAAGGGUUGUGGUGCGCCGACGCCCCGGAGAGAGGCAGGAGGCAGCGCCGUUGAGUUUGAUUCUUAUUUUAUUGUUCUCUUCUUUUGUUUUUGGUGUGUAAGGAGAAAAA
Molecule: messenger RNA, 2376 nt
Organism: Cicer arietinum (chickpea)
Lineage: Eukaryota; Viridiplantae; Streptophyta; Magnoliopsida; Fabales; Fabaceae
Source: RefSeq, a predicted model, not a curated record